ACGAAGAGUCCUGUAAAUAAACUGCUAACUGGCAAUCAAAAUCAGUGAUAGAGGUUUCAUUCUGACAGUUUUAAAACUUUUCAUUCUGCCAUAUGCGAUUAGUUUUAAAAAGAUUAAAAAAAUGUGUACAAAUGAUUCGACCGUAAUGUGCCAAAAUGAGCUCUUCCAAGGGUAUUCAGAUGAACUUCUAACAUUUGCAUCUACUGCUUGCAUAAUGUUUAUGGUUAUUGGCGUGCCUGGAAAUCUACUAACGAUUUUUGCCUUAUUAUACGGAAAGCAAACACGAAACUCUACAGCAAUCUUCAUAAUAAACUUGUCUACAUCUGACCUGCUUUUUGAUUGUUUUAAUUUGCCUCUGGCGGCCUCAACAUUUUUAAGCCGAUCAUGGAAUCAUAGUGAUAUUCUUUGCAGAUUGUUUCCAUUACUUCGUUAUGGUCUACUGGCGGUGUCUCUUUUUACAGUUUCACUUAUCACAAUAAAUCGAUAUAUAAUCAUAGCUCAUCCACGGAAGUAUCCUAGAAUAUAUCAGCGUCGAAAUCUUGGAUUUAUGAUUGCUGGGACAUGGAUAACAUCAUUUACUUUUAUGAUUCCAACAUGGAGAGGAGUAUGGGGUAAAUUUGGCUUAGAUACUGAAAUUGGAUCCUGUUCAAUAUUACAUGAUGAAUAUGAUAGAUCUCCAAAGGAGUUUCUUUUUGUUAUAGCCUUUAUGGUACCAUGUCUUUGUAUUGUACUAUGUUACGCCAGAAUUUUUUAUCUGGUAAGAAAAGCAGCUGUUCGUAUAAAGGAUCCAGCUUCAAAAAGUAUUUCGUUUCGAAAUGAGGAAACUAAGUCUCCGCCAAAACUUCUUGAAAUUAAUGAUUAUGAAAAAGAUCAGUCUGAUCAAAUGAAACUACAACCUAUCACUGAAGGUGCAAUAACACAGCUUAAUUUUAUUGAUGAUGAUAUCGAGUAUAUUGAUGUAUGCAAUUCAAGUGAAAACAUGCCGAUUUCUUACAACAAUAAUGCAGCGAGCAAAUCCAACACAAAUAGUACAAAAAAUUCUAUUCAGAGUAACUUGAAAGCGAAGGAUAAAAGCCCUCUUAUUAACAAACCAGAGUUAACCACGAAUCACACGAAAAUACCUUUGAGAACGUCAAUUACAAAAUUCAAUACGAAAAAGUCGCAUUAUAUUUCGGUUGGAAAUAACUCGAACGCAUCUGCAAUUUAUCCAGGACGAAUGAGUCAAAAAGAUCGAAGAUUAUUAAAAAUGAUUUUGAUUAUAUUUGUGUCUUUUAUAAUUUGCUAUUUGCCGAUAACUAUUACCAAAAUUUGGAAGAGCGUUAACAAUAUUCAUAUUGUUAAUAUUAGUGGAUAUAUACUAAUUUACAUGACCACUUGUAUUAAUCCAAUAAUAUAUGUUUUGAUAUCAUCUGAAUACAGACAGGCUUAUCUUAAUUUAAUAAAAUGUCAAAAGGAUCAUAACCAUAGAAAGCAAGCAAAAGAUGCAAAGCGAAAAGGAAAAACGGUUCAGUAUUAAAAAUCUAUCAGAUUUAAAUAUAUUAUGUAAUAUGUACAAUAAUUAUGU
Messenger RNA from Teleopsis dalmanni, 1564 nucleotides. RefSeq names its product G-protein coupled receptor moody. Lineage: Eukaryota; Metazoa; Arthropoda; Insecta; Diptera; Diopsidae. The transcript has 7 exons. Gene Ontology annotation, molecular function: G protein-coupled receptor activity. Gene Ontology annotation, biological process: G protein-coupled receptor signaling pathway. The coding region runs from base 122 to 1516 and encodes 464 amino acids. Gene Ontology annotation, cellular component: membrane. The record is from RefSeq and is a predicted model, not a curated record.